Naegleria lovaniensis is the source of this 480-nucleotide messenger RNA. RefSeq lists its product as uncharacterized. The record is from RefSeq and is a predicted model, not a curated record. NCBI's taxonomy places the organism in Eukaryota, Heterolobosea, Eutetramitea, Acrasida, Naegleriidae. The transcript has a single exon. The coding region runs from base 1 to 480 and encodes 159 amino acids.
AUGGCAGUUGUUGAUAAAGAGGGAGCAAGGUCCGCACAAGAACUAAGAGAGAACUCCAAACGAAAGAAGCAAAGUGAUUUAGAAUCGGAUAGUGUAGCGUCUUGCAUUUCUGCUGCUGAAGAUUCAACAGCUCAAUCCCACACUAAGAAAAGAAAAUUUAUGGAAAACGUAACACAGCAGAGUUCUCCACAACCUCCUCUCCAAAUUACAACUACUGCUUACCCAACAUUUAAUGAAGGGGAAUGGAUUGAAAAAUUUAAAAAAGCGAUUCGCAAUGAUAAAAAAUCACGUGACGACACAAUGCAACACUCGAACAGUGUGUUACUUGGUCUAUUAAACCUUACUAAUGAAAUGGAGCGAACAAAGAAAGAAAUAGAGCAACAAAAGAACGAAUUAGAGCAAAAAAAAAAUGUAUUAGAGCAACAAAAGAACAAAUUAGAGGAAAACACGAAGGCACUUGAUGACUAUUUGUGUGAUUGA